AUGGACCAAGAACUCAUAACCCUUCUAAAUGCUGCAUCGAGUCAAGAUCUUCAGAUUAUGAUGCCUGCUAGUCAGCAACUCAUGCGCCUUACCGAAGCAGCAUCGUCUGCAGAUGCAUCUUCCGACCAAUGUAUUUCACAGUUUUACUCUCGUCUUACUCGAGUCUUGGUCUCUGGUAGUUUUGAUGAUCAACUUCAAGGUGGUUCUGACCUCUCUCUUGAUGGCAGACUUAUCGGGUUCAUUUAUCUAAAAAAUACUAUUUCUGAGUCUAAAGUAUGGACUAGCCUUGACACAGACCAAAGAGCUACGAUAAAGUCAUUACUUUUGGAUUAUCUUUCUCGUGGUUCCGAUUCUGAACGCUUUUGCAAUAGAGUUGAGCUUGUUCCUCGACUCAGCGCAUGUGUCACAGAUUUAAUUUCACGCCUCGUCAAAGCUGAGUGGCCUAAAGGUCAGUGGCCUGAUGAAGCUUGGAAAUAUAUGGCCUCUGAUUGGUGUGCUUAUUUGACGCUUCAUCGAUGCCUCCGUGCCGCAUCAAGUUUCUGCCUUGCGUUGCGUCGUAAGCAAUUAGCAAAAGUGAUAGAAGAACUCAUAAUGCCCCAGCUUUUAACCCAAUGGCAAGCUGUUAUGUCUCAUCAGGCCAAUACUCAAAGUUGUGUCCGGCUCACUCAAGUUCUUACAACGUGCUUCCGAGUACUUCAUCAUCGAAGACACUACAAUAAGCCUAAUUUUGGCUGCAUUGAAAAGGAGCUAUGGCUCUUUCGGGAGAUAUUGCAGCGGUCUUUCGAAACUCUCAAUGCCAUUGCAAAUACUUCGGAUGGCUUAAGUAUAGUCAAGUUUAGCCUAGGUCACCUUGCUCGCAAGCUUUCAAAAUUGGUUGCAGUUAUCACAUCAUAUUGUGCUCUGGGAGCCUGUGCUGGCCAGCAAGAAAGCGCGGGUCGAUAG
Messenger RNA from Protopolystoma xenopodis, 942 nucleotides. Lineage: Eukaryota; Metazoa; Platyhelminthes; Monogenea; Polystomatidea; Polystomatidae. The record is from the annotation of a GenBank genome assembly.